UUGGCCCCGCUACGGCAACGAGGAGCGCUGACCGGGCACGCAUCCCGCCGGUCUGCGCUGGGAUGAUGCUGGAGCAGGACACCGGCCUCUCCUUGGCCAUCGCUCAGAUCGUGCAGCGGCUGAAGGGCUCCAGCCUCCAUUCCCAGCUGGAGCGGCAGGCCCGGGGUAGUCUACACAAACCAGAAAUUAAACUUGAAUCACUAAAGGAAGAUAUUAAGGAUUUUCUGAAGACCUCAGGAUGGGAAAAGAGGCUUCAGAAUGCUGUUUAUAGUGAACUCAAUGUGUUUCCUUCACCCUGUCAUCCUGCAGCACCCCCUGAGCACAUGAAGGAACCCUUAGUUUACAUGAGGAAAGCACAGAAAGACUAUUUCAGUGAGCUAGGCUUGAAUACAGGACAGCUGGGUAUUGAUGACUCUACACAAGUGCCUCCAGAACUCUUUGAAAAUGAACAUGUACGUGUUGGGCAAACAGUUUUAACAGAACAAGAUAGUGCUGCAGCCCAACAGUAUGUCCGUCAGGGAUGCCCAACAGCACUCCGAGCUGAAUUGUGGGCACUCAUUCUGAAUAUUUCUAAUCAGCCUGAGGACAUUUUGUACUACGAACAGCUUAAGUCCAAUGUGAUUCAGCAUGAUCUUUUAGUGGACAGCCUGAUUUACAAAGAUGUAAAGCUGACAGCAAGCAAUGAUGACUACUAUUUUGUAUUUGAGGAUUAUUUAUAUCAGGUAUUACUCUGUUUUUCCCGAGAUACAUCAGUACUGGAGCACUUUUCUUACAAUAGUGCUACUCCACCCAAAUCAUACAUACGAGGAAAACUUGGCAUGGAAGAAUAUGCUGUUUUUUAUCCACCAAAUGGUGUAAUUCCUUUUCAUGGCUUUUCAAUGUAUGUUGCUCCACUUUGUUUUCUGUACCAUGAACCUUCCAAAUUGUAUCAGAUAUUCCGUGAGAUGUAUGUGCGUUUUUUCUUCAGACUCCAUUCCAUCUCUUCUCAUCCUUCUGGCAUCGUGUCACUAUGUUUACUGUUUGAGACACUUCUUCAAACCCAUCUCCCUCAGCUCUUCUAUCAUCUUCGAGAAAUUGGGGCGCAACCACUACGGAUAUCAUUUAAAUGGAUGGUCCGAGCAUUCUCUGGUUACUUAGCUACAGACCAACUUCUGCUUUUGUGGGACAGAAUCCUAGGAUACAAUUCUCUAGAAAUUCUCGCUGUCCUGGCAGCUGCUGUGUUUGCUUUCCGAGCAGUGAACCUGAUGGAGGUGACAUCACUGGCUGCAGCUGAAGCUGUACUUGCUGACCUUUCAACCCUGAAGGUUAUGCCUCUUCUUCAGAUCUUCCUGUUUGCCACUGUCACUUGAUCUGCUUCAAGGUCACUGACACCACACAUCCAGUCUUUCAUUAGAAACUAAUAAUGAACUAUGCAACGUCUGCAUAAAACCAAAUUAAACUGUAUGUAUAUGUCACUUACAAAUCAUGUUCUCUUUACAGUUAAAUGCAAGUUUUUCUACAUAUAAAAUAAUAACUUUACACACUAACCUGUGCAUUUGCAUGCUGCUGUAUUUCAACAUAACAGCAAUAGAUAUAACUGAUGAGGUAUGAGAAUCAUUACUUGUGCAUAUAAAUAACACAAAUCAAUGUAUAAAAUGCAUGUAAAAUGCAAUAAAACAAAGGUAAUGCAGUUAAAUUCUUGAUCUAAUAUGAGUGCCGUAACAGAUCCACUAAUAUCAGAUUGGAGAAAACUGUCUUUCAUCUGAUUAUAACUUAUUCAAGCCCCCACUACAAGAAUGUCAACUCGAGAGUACAGUAACACUUGAAAAUGUGCUUUAACUUUUGGGAACUUUUAUGUCAUUUCCUAGGAGAAAUCAGAGAAAUGCUUCUGUUCCAUUUCUGUUUUCCAGGAGUCCUCUUCAUGUUCUUCCCCAUUUUACUUAUUUCUUUUUAAUCUAUUGAUCCCCCACAGCC
This is a messenger RNA of Terrapene triunguis (Three-toed box turtle), 1953 nucleotides long. RefSeq names its product TBC1 domain family member 19 (gene TBC1D19). The transcript is spliced from 17 exons. NCBI's taxonomy places the organism in Eukaryota, Metazoa, Chordata, Testudines, Emydidae. The coding region runs from base 63 to 1349 and encodes 428 amino acids. The record is from RefSeq and is a predicted model, not a curated record.